UGUGGUACCUGCCAGGUGGAAGUGACUGCUGCCUUAUUAUUGGCUGAGAGGACUUAAAUGGGAGUGAUGUGGGCCCCUCCUACUUGCCUGCCCACUCAAAAGCAUUAGUAGAAGCAGCUGAGAAGUAAAACGAGAAGGAAAUGCUCAAGUAGUGUGGAACUGACUGGGGCGUAAAACAGCAGCUCGUUGCAGAACAACGUGUUUUCGUAGAUAGACGAUCAUCAGGUGAUUUUGCAAGAAAGAUGGCUUCCGUUGUCCCGUUUAACCGCAAGCAGUGGGCAUCCCAGUCACUGAGGGUCACUGCCAAGGAGCUGUCAAUCGUCUCUUCUAGGGGUAAAAACAACGCCAUCGCAGAGCGCUUCUCCAAGUACCAGAUGGCAGCAGAAGAGGGCAGCGCAGAGAGAAAGAAAGCGGUGGAAGAACCAUUACCCUCAUCCCUGCGCAGUGGGAAUCUGAGUGUUUUAAAGAAACAGUGGGAGCAGCACCAGCAGCAACCGCUUAGUGUUGGUACCACGCCCUGCACCGGCACCAUCCACGAAACCCCCCUCAGUCAAACGGGUGCCAAACUGAAACCCAUUCAACAGACUGAGACACCACUCGACACCCUAAAAACCAACAAGCUGCUUAAGGAGGACCAAGAUACUGAGUCCGAGGCACGAGCUGAUCAAGCCGAGGAGCAGACAGACAUGGAGGCCAAAGGCAGCAGAGAAUCUAAAGAGCAAGAAGGGGCAGCAGCAGAAGUGCAGGAUUUGGAAAGGCCCAGCGUUCCCCUCAACAACCUGAAGAUGAUAUUUGAGAAGGGGGAAGUGGACAAGGAGUCCAAGGAGCACUCAAGUCAGGGAAACGGUGCUAAUACAACCAACAUGGACCAGCUUCUUGGAGAUGGAACUCUUGCAGAGUCGACCCCUCUCCGGGAUAGGAUGGCACUCUACCAAGCCGCCAUCUCCAAACAGGACAUCAGUCCCACAUCAGUCAGUACUGAUCUGCAGGACACUUUGUGCAGCAAACAGAAGGAGAAUGUCCCACCAUUCUCCUUGGAUAUGAGUUCAGACACUGAGUCAAACGGCAGAAAAAGUUUUAGUGCAGAGAGCAAUGGUUCUGGUCCUGGCAAUGCUGUGUGUUCUCUGGCCAAAACUCCAAGGAAUUUCCGUCUGCCGGUGAGGGAGACCUGCGUGUCCUGUCAGAAGACAGUCUAUCCUCUGGAGAGGCUUGUGGCCAAUCAACAGAUUUUUCACAGCGCCUGCUUCCGCUGCUGCCACUGCAACACCAAACUCAGUUUGGUCAAUUACGCCUCCCUGCACAACAAUGUGUACUGCAAGCCGCACUUCUGCCAGCUCUUCAAGGCCAAGGGCAACUAUGAUGAGGGCUUUGGCCACCGGCCCCACAAGGAGCUGUGGGAGAGCAAAGGUGAGGGCGGGGAGAUCACAUCACCGCAGGCCAACGCUUACACCAAAACCCCCUCCCCUGGCUCUGAGCUGGAGAGCCCCAGCGUGGAGGACUCCCCACUGGCCAAGGUCAACGUCCUGACUGCCACCAUGGAGGCUUUGGGACAAGGAUCCCCAGAGAAGACAGACAGACCCACUGAGACACGCAGGCUGAAAAUCUCCUGGCCACCACAACCGGAAGGUGACACUGGCCAUAAUGGAGCUGCAGUGCAUGUUGAUGGGGCCACCAGGCCGAUGCGUGCAAAGUGGCCCCCAGAAGAGGACACCUCCUCCUCACCAUCUGAACAAACUAAAGGAGCUUCCUGCCAGCGGAGGAGCUCCUCCUUGAAGGAGCGUUGCAUGCCCUUUACUGUGGUGGACCAAGCUGAUGCUGUUGAGACCAAGAAAGAUUCUCCACCUGCAGUAGACCAAGUGCAGGCGGAGGCCCAGAGCAUUGUGCUGCAGCAUGGAGGACCUUCACUGGACAACCACACACCUACUGAGGACAGCCUUGAGGACGUGAACAGCACUGGAGAGGAGGGUGACGAAGACAUGACUGAGAAGGAUAUAGAAGACCUGGGAGAAGAAAGUGACGAGAUGGUGGAGAAGGAAGGUGAAGACAUGGUGGAAGAGGAGGGUGAAGACAGGCCACAGCAUCAUCUCCCCUGUCAGGAGACUGAGGUGGCCCCACCUCAUCAACAGCAGGAGGAGGAGGAGGAGGAGGAGGAGGAGCAAAUGGAUGAGGAAGAUGGUGGUUUGGAGGAAGUGACACCUCCUACCAAAAACGAGAUGUCUUCUCCUGAAGAAGAAGAAGAAGAGGAGGAGGAGGCGGCGGCUGGUAGGUCGCUACAGGAUGUGGGCUUCUGGGAAGGGGAGGUGGAGGAGGUUGAGGACAAGGGGGAGCUGGAGGCGCUGACUGUGGAGGAAAUGAUAAAGCAAAAUCGCUUCUAUGACGACGAAGAGGAGGAAGAAGAUUUCUAAAGCUGACUUGCUUGUCCCCUUGUUGCAGUGUUAAGGUCGAACACUACUGAGCUCUUGAACUGUGCCUCUUUUCUACAUUCAAAGCCAUUCCAACAUCAGUUUAACUGUCCUUUGUGUUCCUAUUUAAGCCACCCAUAUAAGAAUGAAUAUUGUUACACACAAAUGCCUAAAGAUAUGAUGUAUUUUACACUUACAGGAAUUGGGGCCUAAAGAUAGCUUAAGAUUACUAUGAGAGCUAAAACAUUUGGGAAAACAUUUUUAAGUAAGUGCUUAGUUUUUAAAUACAAGAGAGUGACUAUUGCCACUCAAUGUGCAGUCACAAAAACAUGCUGUUUAAAUUUUAAACAUUUGACUGAAUGAUCUGAUUUGAAUGUACGUUUUUUUAAACAAGGGUGCAAAUAGCCUUGUUUUACUACUGUUGAAAUAAAUUGUGAAGAACAUGCGUUUGUCUGAGUCACUAAUUGUUGUAAUAACGCUUAACAAAAAAAAGAGUUUUGACUAAAAUAGUGUUGUGAAACAGUGUUUGCCCCCUUCCUGACUUUUGUUUUUGUACGUUUUUCAUACUUAAAUAUUUCAGCUCAUCACACAAAUUGAAAUAUUAGUCAAUGACAAGUGAACACAAAAAGCAGUUUUAAAUGAAAAUGUAUUACAGGAGAAAACACAUCCAAACCUACAUGGCCCUGUGUGAAAGUGAUUGCCCCCUAAACCUAAUAACUGUUUGGGCCACACUUGGCAACAACUGCAAUUAAAUGUUUGUGAUAACUUGCAAUGAGUCUCGUACAGCGCUGUGGAGUUUCUUACAGCAGAAUUCAUGGUUUCAUUUACCACAGCAAGUCUUCCAGGUCCUGAAGCAGCAAUACAGACCAUCACACUACCACCACCAUAUUCUACUUUUGGUAUGACUUUUUCUGAAAUGCGUUACUUUUAUGCCAGAUGUAAUGGGACACACACACCUUCCAGAAAGUUACUUUUGUCUCAUCAGACCACGUUAGACUCCUGAUCAAAAUUUUAAGACCAGUUGAAAAAUUGCUAGAAUUUGCAUUUUGCACAUUUGGAGCUUAAUGAGGUUUUUAGUAGAGCUACAAUAUGCAAAAAACAAGAAGGGGGAGUGAGACAAAGCAUUUUGAAAAAGUAAUUUAUUGAAAACAAACUGAAAUAGGCUGUUUAUCAGCUGAUCAAAAGUAUAAGACCCUCGCUCAAAAAAUAAACUCUCCAAAUCAGAACAAAAAAUGUUCAGUAGGACUCAAUGAGUAGCUCUGUUCUUGUUAAUCAUUUCAAAAAUUGGUUUGGGCAUGCUUGAUGCGAGUGUUUCCAGGAGGCUAGUGGGAACAUUGCUCCAAGUGGUGAAGAUGGCUUCACCAAGGGCAUCAACUGUCUGGAACUGAUGGCCAUUUUUAUAAACUUCCCCUGCCAUCCAUCCCCAAAUGUUCUCUGUACGAUUUAAAUGAGGGGAACAUGCAGGAUGGUCCAAAAGAGUGAUGUUAUUCUCCCUGGAGAAGUCCUUGGCCAAGCGAGCAUUGUGAACUGCAGCGUUGUCCUGUUGAAAAACCCAGCUGUUACCACAGACUGUGACUUGAUGGACAGCCAAUUGGAUCCUGACUUUUUUGUUCCAUAAUGCUCAGGAUCUUUAAAAAAAAAAAUUGAAUGACUGAUUUACUGCACCCAACCUCAGCAGCAAUGGCACGCUGC
Messenger RNA from Dunckerocampus dactyliophorus (ringed pipefish), 4094 nucleotides. RefSeq names its product LIM domain and actin binding 1a (gene lima1a). The coding region runs from base 243 to 2405 and encodes 720 amino acids. NCBI's taxonomy places the organism in Eukaryota, Metazoa, Chordata, Actinopteri, Syngnathiformes, Syngnathidae. Gene Ontology annotation, biological process: actin filament bundle assembly. Gene Ontology annotation, molecular function: actin filament binding. The transcript is spliced from 11 exons. Gene Ontology annotation, cellular component: actin cytoskeleton; plasma membrane. The record is from RefSeq and is a predicted model, not a curated record.